CUUCACCUCUUCUCUUCCUUCUGCUCUCUGCCGCUGCUUCCCCCCAGGCUGUGAGUGUUGAUGGGCGCUUAAACUGAGACCCAGGCAUUUUCAGUUGCAGUCGGGUGGCGCGGCACAGCAAGCAUGCCCGAGCCGAGCAACGACUACCGAGUGGUCGUGUUCGGAGCGGCCGGCGUCGGCAAGAGCUCCCUGGUGCUCCGCUUCGUCAGGGGCACCUUCCGGGAGGCCUACGUGCCCACGGUGGAAGACACCUACCAGCAGGUGAUCGGCUGUGACACGAGCGUGUGCACCCUGCACGUCACCGACACCGCGGGCAGCCACCAGUUCCCCGCCAUGCGGAGGCUCUCCAUUUCCAAGGGACACGCCUUCAUCCUGGUGUACUCCGUCACCAGCAGGCAGUCCAUGGAAGAGCUGCAGCCCAUCUACGAGCAGAUAUGUCAGAUUAAGGGGGACAUCCGAAAAACCCCCAUCAUGCUGGUCGGUAACAAAAGCGACGAGAGCCAGCGGGAGCUGGAUGCCCUUGAAGGGGAAGCCUUAGCCGGCAAGUGGAAGUGCUCCUUCAUGGAGACCUCGGCCAAAAUGAACUACAACGUCCAGGAGCUUUUCCAGGAGCUCCUGAACCUYGAGAAGAGAAGAACUCUCAGUCUCCAGGUGGAUGGAAAGAAGUGCAAGCAGCAGCAGAAGAAGGACAAGCUCAGCGGGCAGUGCUCCGUUAUGUGACGGGCUUUGUGAUUCGUGAGGCCGCGUGGCGCGGCGGGAGCGUGGGCUGCACGUGUGCCGGCGSCUUGCGAGGAACCCGGGGCUUACAGGGAUGUCCCCUUCCUGGGGAGCAUCGGUUGGGUCGCUCUGCGCUGGUUUUGGAGAGAAUGGCUUUUUGCAUGGUGUCUUAUUGCUUUUGAAAUAAGCAUUCAGUGUUAGUCAUKACAUGUGAUUACAAGUUCUUAAGGCAAGAACUUGACAGAAGAGAACAAUCUUGGUGUUAUUAUCUUAGUUAUCUUUAUUUUUGUGAAUACCUGCUAGUUUUUAAGUAUCUUCAGAUUGUGUUACCCUGGAAAAAAUCGCGUUACUUAUUUGUAUAUGUUCAAAUUUGUUGAGAAAUAUAUUGGCAAGAGCAAAUCUUCAGCAAUGCUGGCUAUCUGCACUGCAAAUGAGCAUAAAUGUGACUCUUUAGGCACUUGCAUUUUGGGGGAAAAUUGUCUAGUCUACCAAAUGCAUAUAAUUUUUUUU
This is a messenger RNA of Nothoprocta perdicaria, 1227 nucleotides long. RefSeq names its product DIRAS family GTPase 3 (gene DIRAS3). The transcript has a single exon. Bases 124 to 720 code for a protein of 198 amino acids. Gene Ontology annotation, molecular function: GTP binding; GDP binding; GTPase activity. NCBI's taxonomy places the organism in Eukaryota, Metazoa, Chordata, Aves, Tinamiformes, Tinamidae. The record is from RefSeq and is a predicted model, not a curated record. Gene Ontology annotation, cellular component: plasma membrane. Gene Ontology annotation, biological process: signal transduction.